AUGGCCGGCGUCCGUCGAUUGGAAGGAGCACCAGCACCAGAUUAUGGGCCUGAUGAGGAGUUCUCUGUAGAAGUUCAUCAUGGGGGAUUUUUCUGUGGGUCUGUUAAGGAUCAGGUUUAUCUGGAUGGCAAGGUGGAUUGGUUUGACAAUUGCAAAGUGCAGCACUGGCGUUUUAGUUCAAUUCAAGAAAUCAGUGUGAUGCUAGGUUAUGGAAUUGAGAAGCUCACUGUUCUCUGGUUGUUGCCUGAGAUGGUUGUGUCUAGUGGUUUGAGAAUUAUAGAUUCAGAUGCAGAAACACUCAUCAUAAAGCAAGUUGCAUACCAUGUUAACAAUUUUGUGCUCUACUUUGAUAUCUACAAGUCAUUCAAGACAUCUGACUGGGAUGACAAUGUGGUCAAUCCAGGGAAGCCAGCAGCUGAAAGGCAUGAUGAUGAUGAUGGGGAUUUUGUGGCUAGUGACGAUGAUGGUAGUGUGGAUGGGGAUUUUGUGGAUAGUGAUUAUGAAGUUGAUCAUGAGGAUGAUGAUUUUUUCUGGGACAAUGUUGAUGAUGGGGUGGUUGAUGAGGGGGCAGGUAUGGGCAUUGUAGUCAGCAAAGGGUACAAGAGAAAUGCCCCAGUUGGCAAAGAGAACAUGGCAGAAAGGCAAUGGGAUGAGAUAUCAACUGAUGAGGAUGAGUUGGAGUUACCUGAUUCUAAUGGAGAGGGUAAGGUUGGGGCUAACAUGUCAUCCUUCAGGCCAGAGGAUAUUGAAAACCCAAUUUUCAAGUUAGGAAUGAAGUUUGAUUCAAUAGAACUGCUUAGAAAGGCAAUUUCAGAAUACAGUAUCAAAGAGAGGGUGGAGAUAAAGAUGCCAUGGAAUGACAAGAAAAGAAUCAAAGCUCAUUGUGAUAAGAAGUGGGAACUGAAGAGGUGCACUGCAAAGUGGCCUGCUAACAAGUACUUGGAUAGGUUUAGGGCUGAUGAGAAGAUGAGCCUGACCAAUUUUGGGAAGACUGUUCAGCUAGAGCUAAACCUGACCAUUUCUAGGAUGAAGCUGUGUAGGGCAAGAAGGAAGGCAUGGGAGAUCAUUUAUGGGGAUGAAGUGAAGCAAUUCAAUGAGCUGAGGAAUUAUGGGCAUGAACUUAGGAGGACAAAUCCUGGCAGUACCUUCUUUCUAACAUGCCUUGAUGGUUUCUUCAGUACACUUUACAUGUCUAUGGAUGCAUGCAAAAGAGGUUUCCUCACUGGUUGCAGGCCUGUUAUCUGUCUAGAUGGCUGCCACAUCAAGACAAAGUUUGGAGGGCAGCUGCUAACUGCAAUAGGUAUAGACCCAAAUGAUUGCAUUUUUCCUUUGGCCAUAGCAGUGGUGGAGGUUGAGUGCCUAACAUCAUGGAAGUGGUUCUUAGAGACACUGAAAGAGGACCUUGGCAUAGAAAACACAACUCCUUGGACCAUCAUGACAGAGAAAACAAAAGGUCUUAUCCCUCUUGUUCAAAUAAGUGUUUCUCGAGUCGAACACGGGUUACAUGUUGAACAUCUCUGUACCAUAACUUCUCAGGCUAAUUCAGAGGAGAGAACUUCAAGAAUCAGCUUUGGAGGUGUGCAAGAGCUAAAUACAGUGGUGAGGUGGAACCAGGAGAUGGACAAAAUGAGAGUUCUCAAAGAAGGAUGCCCAUGCAUGGUUAGAAAAGAUGCCACCAAACACAUGGCUAAGAAAUGUGAAUGUAGAAGAUGGGACUUGAUAGGCAUACCAUGUAGUCAUGCAAUUGCUUGCCUUAAGCAUGAAAGAAUUCUAGAAGACUCAGUGCUCCCACACUGUUACUCCAUUGAAGCUUUCCAGAAUGCAUACAACUUCCAAAUUUUUUCAUGCUCUGACAAGACUAAUUGGCAAAAUGUUGGAGGCACAGAAGUGAAGCCACCUAAAUAUGAGAAGAAACUAGGUAGGCCAUCAAAGGCAAGGAAGAAAGCACCACAUGAACAACAAGGCAGAAAUGGACCAAGGCUAUCUAAACAUGGAGUAACAAUGCACUGCAGUCACUGUGGAAAACCUGACCAUAAUGUAGCAAGAUGUGCAGCAAAGGAAGCAGGAGAACCAGCUGUCCAGAAAAGGAAAAGGUCAGCUGUUCAACAAGCACAUGAGGAAGCAAGGCAUCAAGAAGAAUAUCAGGAGGUCUAUACUGCAGAAGCUGAAACAGAAGCAACCAUGUCCCAAGUAGACAACCCUAUGCUGUCUCAACUACUGGAUGAGGCCUCACAGACUAUGAGACAGCAUCCAGUCAGUCAACCUGUACCAGAUUCAGCCUACAUCGUUUCCAAUGUUCCACCAGCAAGGCAAAUUCAGAUGACAACGGCUACCAAAGCUGGCAGGACAUCAAGGACCAAGAAAGCAGCGAACCAAAAAAAAAGACAGUGA
Molecule: messenger RNA, 2391 nt
Organism: Miscanthus lutarioriparius
Lineage: Eukaryota; Viridiplantae; Streptophyta; Magnoliopsida; Poales; Poaceae
Source: the annotation of a GenBank genome assembly